This is a messenger RNA of Drosophila obscura, 887 nucleotides long. RefSeq lists its product as uncharacterized. The record is from RefSeq and is a predicted model, not a curated record. Bases 58 to 840 code for a protein of 260 amino acids. NCBI's taxonomy places the organism in Eukaryota, Metazoa, Arthropoda, Insecta, Diptera, Drosophilidae. The transcript is spliced from 2 exons.
GUAUAAAUACGGUUCGUACUGCGAUCAGUUUGUAGGACUCAAAAGUCAGCAGCAAUAAUGAAAAUCUUCGUGGCUCUCUUGGCAUUCGUUGCCUACGCCAGCGCGGCGUCCGUGGGCGAGCCCAUCGACUCCCAGUCGAUCUCCAGCACCAUUGAGGAUAUGAUCUACGGCAUUCAGGAGCAGAUGCCCUGCGGCUUUGCCGGCCUGGGCAUUCCCCCACUAGCCCCACUCCGAAUCGACCACAAGAACAUUGACAUCGACACGAGCGGUUUUAAGGCCAAGGGCAGCAUCGAUCACUUCCGUCUGAAUGGCAUGAACGACUUCGAGAUUGACGAGAUGAAGGUCAAUGCCCUCACCAGCAAGGUCACCUACAAGUUCAGCUUCCGCAACGUGAACGUGGACACCAGCUACGAUCUGACGGUGCUGCUGAAGAAGUUCGGCUUCACCAUCAACCUGAUCGGCGCUGGACACGCCAAGUUCGCCAUCAAGGACAUGGUCAUCUGGGGCACCCUCAAGUACUCCCUGGGCGUCAUCUCCGGCAAACUGAAGCUCAAGUCCCUGGAGGUUCGCACCCACUUGGGCGAGGUCGACUCCGAGAUCGAAGGCAUCAUGGGCCAUGGCAUGAUCAACGAGAAGAUGAACCUGUACCUCGCCGAGGCCGUCGAGACGGCAGUCAACGAGAACGAGGACCUGAUCGCCGACACCAUCGAGUCGAUUGCCCUGCCCGCGGUCAACAAUGUCCUCGACGAUAUCAGCGUUGCCGAUGUCAUCGCCGGCUCCGGUGGCGAUGGUGAGGGUGGCGAGAAGGAGGUCUGCAUUCCCCCAGAGUUGGAAUGGUGAAUGAAUCCACGCACUGAUUAAAACACAGUUCUAGAGUGAACCCAUUA